AUGGACCCACUAACCGCUGUUGGCCUAGCUAGCAACAUCCUUCAAUUCGUCGAUUUUGCGAGAUCCAUUGUCAGCGACGCAAAGAAAUUCUACGAUACUACAUCGGGGGCAAAGGAUGAGUAUCAAGAGGCGACCCAUGGUGGCAACCUCUCUGAGGAAGAAAAGGAACUGAAGGAACUUGGCGAACAGUCGUCUUCUCACAAGGACUGGAUCAAAUCAUUGCAGACUCGACUAGAUCGGAUCAGCCAGCAGUUCACGGGCGAAAGGCUCCUUACUCAGCUCAAGCAUACGGAAACUACACUUAAGGAGAUUGCAGCUGAGAACCGCCGGCUGGCGUCAAGGAGCGAGGAAGACAUUCACCAUCUACAAGAGCAGCUUCAGCAUGUCAUUAUGAUGCUAGAAAGAGGAGAACGCCAAAGAGACGCUGCCAUAUCAUUGGCUGGUAUUGCCGAGACUGGAGCUCAAUUUUCUGCGGAACAAUUCAUACUCGGACGCCUGUUCUUCCACGGUAUGAAUGAGAGGCACACAAAUGUCCACGUCGAACAUGAGAAAACUCUCAGCUGGAUAUUCGAUGAAGACUCUCCCGAGGGGUUGCUCCAGUCAAUUCUUUACCAGCUGGUUGCGGCGAUUCCGCUGCUCUGCGCUCAUCUCUCUGAUGUCGACAUCAAAAUAUACGACGUGAUCAGAUUGAUCGAAGCGUUGAAGGCUUCCGCCGACCUCAAAGCAUGCGUGUCCAGUCGACCGUGGAAUGCAUUCGAACGAGCAUUCGGCCAGGACCAGGCGAACAAACUUUACAUGCAAGACUUGACGAAAUCUGACAUCAGAAAGUACGUCCGAGAUACUCUGGAAGAUGACGAAACGUUUCAGGAGCUCAUGGAGUCUGAAGGGGAAGCCAGUAGCAUGGAGUUGGUUCAUGACAUUGUCGACGCUGCUCAAGGCGUGUUCCUUUGGGUCAUUCUCGUGGUGAGAUCCCUUCUGGAGGGCCUCACGAAUUCAGACAAUUUCAAAAAACUGCAACAAAGGCUUCGAGACCUCCCAAAGGAUCUGAAUGAGUACUUCGAACGCAUUCUAUUUUCUGAUGAUAAUUUCUACAACGACCAGGCGUCGGCGAUGUGCCUGGUUACUCUCAUUGCCGCAAGGCCCUUACCCCUCAUGAGUUACUGUUACAGCUUGUCGGUUCACGACUUCAAGCCAUGA
Messenger RNA from Lasiodiplodia theobromae, 1197 nucleotides. RefSeq lists its product as uncharacterized. The transcript is spliced from 8 exons. Bases 1 to 1197 code for a protein of 398 amino acids. NCBI's taxonomy places the organism in Eukaryota, Fungi, Ascomycota, Dothideomycetes, Botryosphaeriales, Botryosphaeriaceae. The record is from RefSeq and is a predicted model, not a curated record.